AUGGGGUGCGUUCAUUCAGUACCAGAUCAAGUGGGUCAGACGUUUGAUCCGGUCAUAGUGAGCAAUGAUGCUGUCGAACGUAAAAUGAGUUUUCUCCUACGUGAAAAGCGCAACGAUGCCUUGCGCCGAGGUGACAUUUUUGGGGAAAGUGUUCAAUUUGAUACACCAUUAGAAUUGAAGAGUGUGGCAAAAUCUUCAGAAUCCACGACCUUAAUUCGACAGGCACUGCUUAACAAUUUUCUCUUUUACACUAUCGGUCAUAGUGACAUUGAUUCGAUUGUUAAAUUUAUGACGGAGAAGCAUGCCGUAGCUAACGAAGUUAUCAUAAAGGAAGAUGAUCACGGCGAUUUCUUUUACGUUGUCGAGACGGGUUUGUUUUCUAUAUCAGUUCAUGAUGUUAUUGUCAACUCAGUCCAGCGAGGAGCGACAUUUGGAGAAUUGGCUUUAGUAUACAAUUGUCCACGCACUGCCACAGUGACAUGCUCACAGCCUGGUCGUCUUUGGGCUCUUGACCGUAUCACAUUCCGCCGACUGGUAGCUCGUAUCAAGUCCGACCAAAUUGGCGAAUGCAAGAACGCUCUUCGCAACGUGGCGUUAUUGCAAGCAUUGACGGAGACCCAACUAAGCCAGCUCGCCGAAGCAGCUCAAUUCGUCAAGUUUGCGAAAGGUGAGCGGAUAAUAAAGAAAGGUGAACGAGGAAAUGUCUUGUACAUCAUCAAAAGUGGUGUUGUCAUUUGCACCGAUGUGGGAGACAAUCACCGCUUGGAGUCGUUGCGUCUUACCGAGAACGACUACUUUGGAGAGCGAGCGCUAAUGACACGUGAGCCUCGUGCUGCUAAUGUGACUGCAGAGACAAAUGUGACUUUGAUUGCACUUGAUCGGCAAGCUUUUGACGAUCAGCUAGGAAGUCUGCGUGAAGUGAUCGAUCAUAAUAUGAGCAUGCGUGUACUACAAGCCAUUCCAAUGCUUAAAGUUCUUUCUUCUACCGAAAAAGAAAAGCUUUUUGGAGCGUUAAAGCCAAUUUCGUUCGCUGACGGAGAGUUUGUGAUUCGAGAGGGCGACAACGGCACUGCCUUUUAUAUUAUAAAGAGUGGGUCUGCACUCGUUACGAAAUCAAUUACUAAGACCGAAGACAAUGGUGGUGUCGCUUCCGAAAAAAAGCAGAUUGCGACGCUAUCCACUGGUAAUUUUUUCGGGGAGAUGUCGCUGUUGCACGGAAAGCCAAGACAAGCUGACGUCAUCGCCAACGGUAGUUUGGAGUGUCUGUCGCUCGACCAAGGUCGAUUUGUAGAGCUUCUUGGCCCCAUUCAGGAUAUACUGAAUCGCGAAGCGCUUGAACGCAAGAAUGCAUUGAAAAUGCAGGAGCAGAUGCAGAUUAAGCUGGAUGAACUUCAGGUGCUGUGCACUUUGGGAUCGGGCACAUUUGGUCGCGUCAAAUUGGUGCAACACAAGUCUACAGGCACAACGUACGCACUUAAAGUUCUCAACAAGGCAUCUGUGGUGGCUUACAAGCAGCAGCGGAACGCGCUUAGUGAGAAGCUAGUGAUGGCUCAAUGCGAUCACCCGUUCCUUCUUAAGCUCUACACAACGUACAAGGAUGCGGCUCGAUUGUACUUGCUGAUUGAGUUUGUACAGGGUGGCGAACUGUUUACUUAUCUGCACUCGACUCCAUCAUCUUCAGGUCGGCUAUUGAACGACCAUGCUCGCUUUUAUGCAAGCCAUGUGCUGCUGGCGCUUGAAUAUCUUCAUGAACGCUGCAUUGUUUACCGCGAUUUAAAGCCAGAGAAUCUUCUGAUUGACCCAGAGGGGUACCUGAAAGUCGUUGACUUUGGCUUUGCCAAGGUGGUGGACGACAGAACAUAUACAUUAUGCGGUACAACCGAAUAUCUUGCACCGGAAUUGGUUUUAGGCAAAGGCCACAAUCGCGGAGUUGAUUACUGGGCUCUUGGAAUUCUGAUUUAUGAGAUGGUGGUCGGCUACUCGCCAUUUGCAGGGUCAAGCCAAAUUGAUCAGAUGCAAAUUUGCCGGAACGUUGUCAAGGAGAAAGUCGAAUUUCCAGCGUGGGUGACUCCGUCCUGCCGCGACAUCAUUUCGAAGCUGCUGGAGCGUGACCCCACCAAGCGACUUGGUAUGACUCACGGUGGGGCACGUGCAAUUCGUUCUCACUCAUGGUUUGCGAAGCUGGACUGGGUCGCCACGCUGAAGAAGACGAUUGAUGCUCCAUACAAACCAAAACUUAUGGAUGCUGCUGAUGCUUCCAAGUUUGGAAAAGUCAAUGAUCAAGAUGAGGAAGUUCCAGCUUACACACCAGACGAUAGCGAAUGGGAUAAAGACUUUUAA
Plasmopara halstedii is the source of this 2340-nucleotide messenger RNA. Its product is annotated as agc pka protein kinase. Gene Ontology annotation, cellular component: cAMP-dependent protein kinase complex. The record is from RefSeq and is a predicted model, not a curated record. Gene Ontology annotation, biological process: peptidyl-serine phosphorylation; signal transduction. Lineage: Eukaryota; Oomycota; Peronosporomycetes; Peronosporales; Peronosporaceae. Bases 1 to 2340 code for a protein of 779 amino acids. The transcript has 2 exons. Gene Ontology annotation, molecular function: cAMP-dependent protein kinase activity; cGMP-dependent protein kinase activity; ATP binding.